UAAAUAAUUAAUGUUUAAUUAAUUAAACAUGUUUAAUGACUGACUGACUAUGCAAAAAUGGGUCAGUUGGGUUAUAGGAACUGGUGCCAAACUUUGGAAAGAAUAUUGGAGCUAGAAUCUGAGGAUCUGGAUUCAAAUUUCCUGGCUGAUGCUUAUUCUCUGCAUGACCUUGAGCUAGUUCUUGAACACUUGUAAAAUGAACGUUUGGAUUAGAUAGCCUCUUCUAGCUCUUGAUCUAUGACUUGGGUUAGAAUUCUGCUGCAUAUGCUCGUGUGUGACCUUGGGCAACUCAUGUGAUUUAUCUUGGCCUCCAUUACCUCAUUUGUAAAAUGAGGGAGUUGGAUCGGAUGGCUUCUGAACUUCCUUCCAGGAUUAGAACUAUGAUUCCACGACUUGGGUUCAAAUCUCCCUCCCCAGACCUUUGCUUCAUUGUAAUAUUGUAAUGCAAGCAGUCUAUCCGGUUCUCUGUUUCCAAGUGUGUCUAUGAUCCUAAAGCCUAGGUUCGAAACUCGCCCCGACCCUAGUUGCCUCGGUGAAUUUGUAAAUCUUCUAACUUUUCAGUUCCCCAGAUGUCACAUCGGAGGCUUGGUUCCUUCCUCCAAGGGACAGGCACCAGCCUGCGCGGCCCACCGAGAGGAUCAGGGAAGCCUCCUCUCUGUCACCCGACCCGGCCCCAGCCAAUGGCUUGGCCGAGGGCAUUAUCGCGACAGGCGAUAGGCUCAGGCAGGGGCUGCCUUUCCGCUACAGGGCGCGUAAGACUUCCCGCCGAGCGGUCUUGGGGCGUCUUCCCGCCUCCUCGGUUCCCUCCGACACCCUUCCCUUCUUCCCCAGAUACCUUGGCGCCGCGCUCGCUUGGUCCAUAUAGUCUCUACCGUAUCGCGACUGCAGGCGGAGUUGCAGAGCGGCGGCGCUGGCCCUUUAAGGGCCCCGUCCCGGGGGCCGGCGCCGCGCGUGCGCACUGUGGCUCUGCGCUUGUCAUCAUGGCGACGCGGGGCCAUGUGCAGGACCCUAACGACCGGCGCCUCCGGCCCAUCUACGAUUAUCUUGAUAACGGCAAUAAUAAGUUGGCGAUUCAGCAAGCUGAUAAACUGCUGAAAAAGCACAAAGAUCUGCAUUGUGCUAAGGUAUUAAAAGCAAUUGGGCUACAGAGGACUGGGAAGCAGGAUGAUGCCUUUGCCCUGGCACGAGAAGUUGCUGCCCUUGAACCUACUGAUGACAAUUCCCUGCAAGCGUUGACCAUUCUCUAUCGGGAAAUGCACAGACCGGAACUGGUCACCAAGCUUUAUGAGGCAGCUGUGAAGAAGGUCCCCAACAGUGAGGAGUACCACUCUCACCUCUUUAUGGCCUACGCACGGGUCGGGGAAUACAAGAAGAUGCAGCAGGCUGGAAUGGCACUUUAUAAAAUCGUACCAAAAAACCCUUAUUAUUUUUGGUCUGUCAUGAGUUUAAUUAUGCAAUCUAUCUCCGCACAGGAUGAGAACCUCUCCAAAACCAUGUUUUUGCCCCUUGCUGAGAGAAUGGUGGAAAGAAUGGUCAAGGAGGACAAAAUAGAAGCGGAGGCUGAAGUUGAGCUUUAUUACAUGAUUCUGGAGCGCUUGGGAAAGUAUCAGGAGGCCUUGGAUGUCAUCAGAGGAAAACUAGGAGAGAAGCUGACCAGUGAGCUCCAGAGCAGAGAAAACAAGUGUAUGGCCAUGUAUAAGAAGCUGAGCAGGUGGCCUGAGUGCAAUGCACUAUCAAGGAGGCUUUUGUUAAAGAACUCAGAUGACUGGCAGUUCUAUCUGACUUACUUUGACUCCAUCUUUCAACUCAUUGGUGAAGCCUGGACCCCUCCUGCAGAAGGAGAACACUCUCUGGAAGGAGAAGUACAUUAUUCAGCUGAAGAAGCUGUCAAGUUCAUUGAAGAGAGGAUCCUGGAAGAGGCAAAGAAUACACGGCACCUUCGAGGGCCAUACCUGGCCAAGCUGGAGCUCAUCCGCCGCCUACGGCAUCAGGGCUGGAAGGAUGACGAGUACAAACUGGGUGAUCCAGAAGAGUUAAUGUUCCAAUAUUUCAAAAAGUUUGGAGAUAAGCCUUGUUGUUUCACUGACCUAAAGGUGUUUGUAGACCUCCUGCCGGCCUCACGGUGUACAAAGUUUAUCAAUCAGCUUCUUGGAGAGGUCUCACUGACCACCCCCACUGAAGACAAGCUGGCCCUCCCUGCCGACAUCAAGGGCUUGCAGCAACACCUGUGUGUGGUACAGCUGACGAGACUCCUCGGCCUCUAUCACGGCAUGGAUAAGGAUCAGAAGCUGAAGGUGGUCCGGGAACUGAUGCUGAGAUACCAUCAUGGGCUAGAAUUUGGGAAAUCCUGUUUGAAAACAGAGCUGCAGUUUUCAGACUAUUACUGCCUCCUUGCCGUGCAUGUGCUCAUCGACAUAUGGCUAGAAGCAGGUGAAGACAGGGCUGCGUGGCAGGCUCUAAUAUUACUAGAAGAAGGCUUAACCCAUAGCCCUUCCAAUGCCCAGUUCAAAUUGCUGCUCGUCCGAAUCUACUGCUUGCUUGGGGCAUUUGAGCCUGUGGUGGACCUGUACUCCAGCCUUGAUGCCAAACACAUCCAGCAUGACACCAUCGGCUAUCUCCUGACUCGCUAUGCGGAGUCUCUAGGUCAAUACGCUGCUGCAUCCCAGGCCUGUAACUUUGCACUCAGGUUUUUCCACUCCAACCAGAAAGAUACCUCAGAAUAUAUUAUUCAAGCCUACAAAUAUGGUGCGUUUGAGAAGAUCCCAGAGUUUAUCGCUUUUAGGAACAGACUGAACAACUCUCUUCAUUUUGCCCAAGUCCGUACUGAGCGGAUGUUGCUGGAUCUCCUACUUGAAGCCAACAUAUCAACCAGCUUAGAAGAAAGUGUCAAGUCCAUGAGUCUGAGUCCUGAGGAGGAUGACAUCCCAUGGAAAGACCUGAGGGAUAACAGAGACCUCCAUGUUUUCUUUACUUGGGAUCCCAAGGAAUGGGAUGUUUCUGAAGAACACAAGAAGCUCUCCCUGGAGGAAGAGACCCUCUGGCUGCGCAUCCGAUCUCUGACCCUGAGAUUGGUCAGUGGGCUUCCGACUCUGAGCCACCCCACUGAGCCGAAGAAUUCGGACAAGACGACGGAGAAUGGCGUCUCUUCAAGGAUUGAUAUCAUCCGUUCACUUCUCCAGCAGUUGGAAGGCAUACUGGAUGCAGGAAAGCGAUUUGUUGAACGAAAGAUUCAGUAUCCCUUCCUGGGUCCUGUGCCCACCAGGAUGGCUGGCUUCUUCAGCAGUGGCUGCUGUCAGUGCCAGACUAGCUCCUUUUACCUCAUUAGCGAUAUUUAUGAACUAGAUACCAAUGGAUUAGAAGAUACAACUGAGAUCCAGGAGAGGAUAGGGAAUAGUUUUGAAUCUUUACUAGAACAAUUAAGGGAAGUAUUUAGUCUAUGUAAAGGAGACAUAUUAGAAGUGCAGGAUGGGCACCUGAGGACUCAUCCCAGUAUCCUAGAGAAUUUAGUCUUCUUUGUGGAGACCAUCUCCAUUGUCCUCUGGGUGACUAGUUACUGUGACAGUGUCCUGCAGCCAUAUAAAUUAAAUAUACAGAAAAGGAAAAAGAAGAAAAAAGAAACCAACAUCCUAAUGCCACCCGUCUUCUCCAGCUUCCAGCGCUAUGUGGCUGGCCUUCAGCUGCUGAUCUCCAGUGUCCUGGAGAACAUCAAAGGGCUCGAGACUCUUCUGGCUGCACUGAAACUUGAAGAAUUAUCCCUAGAAGACUCUGUGCUUUCACAGGAGGAGAAAAGGUUCACCAAGACUGUGCAUGGGAAAGUGCAAAGCAGUUACCAGCACUCGCUUCAGGAAAUUGGGGAGCUGCUGAAAAAGAGACUGGAGACCAUGAAGAAGCUUAAAGUGUAACGGGAGAGGCUCCGACUGCGGGAAAGACUCGGGGGCAGGCACUGACCCCCCACCCCCACUCCCCCGGCCAGCCGAAGCAUCGCCCGUCUGACCGCCGCUGCCACCGCCGCUGCCAGAAUCCAGAACUUCCUCCUUAAAUGCAUGAAGGACUUUGAUCUUGAAUUAAUUUUUUAGGUAUUAACUAUAUACAGAUGAUUAAAUUAUUGUACAUAAACCGGAAGCCGAGCCCUCCCCUAGGUUUGACCACUUUUUAUACAUGUUCAUUAUUAAGCGUAUGGCAGCAACCAGAGAAACCCUCCUUUUCUUCCUUUCCAUCUCCAGAAACUUCUGGGGGUUGUUUUUAGAAGCAGCAAUAGCAAUUCAGAAAUAAAAGCCUCCACCCCAGAGCCGUCGGACAACCCUCCCGGCAGAGGGAGAGAAUGGGGGUCUGGCCCUUGCCUUAGAAACAGCAGAAACAGAGAGGUCUCUGUUUGCCUUGGAACCGGUCCCUCUUCCCUCUGGAGCAGUGGGUCAGGCUCGGACCCGGCCUUCCCACAGGGUGCAGACAAAGGAGCCUCCGCCUCUGCCACGCAGGUGUGUCCCUGGCGAUGGUGCCCAGCCAGCUGGCCAUGAGAGGGAGGGCCAGGAGCGCGAGUUGCCCCCACGCUUGCCACACCAGCCUCUGGGGCCCUGCCCCAUGCCUGCCUUUGACAUCUGAACCGGGGACAGGGAGCCCGAGGAAGCAGCUGUCCAGGGAGACAGAGAAGUCUGGAUGAUCUCCGAGCCCACUGCGGGCUAGCCCAAGCUCUCGUCCGUGAUCGGGAAUGAUGGAAUCAAUGUUUGAAAGCAAGAGAGAUGACGUCCGUAAUUUAUGCAGUGAUGCCCGAUACCACUGUCACUGAUUUCUUCAGUCAUAUACUACAAUCAGUUUAUGAAUUAAAAACCAUAGGUGCUUGAAAUGAAGACUUCGUGCUUGGGGGCCUUUGCUGGCGGGGGUGGGGAGGGGGGAGCGGGCAGAGCCCGGCAGGGCCCUCGGGAUGCCCCUUCCCCUGCUCGGGCACUGGGUGGUGCAUGAGGCUGGGUUCUUUCUUGACCCUCAGUACAUGCGGAGUCGGCUACUCUUUAAAAUCAAAUUACUACAUCUUUUUCGCUGAUGAAUUUUGACCAUUUUUUUAUUUCUUGGAAAGGUUGAAAAAAAAAAUCUUCCUAUGCAAACCACUAGCUUUUGGGCCCCCCUGGCUUCAAGGGACUCUUGAGGCUUUCAGAAAUCUGUGAUCUGGCCUAGAGUAAUUGAUUCUAUUUAAACUUGGAAGGAAGUUGGAAAGGAUCACAACCCCCUCCUCCAAAAAGACUUGCUAGCUGGGUGAGAUCUGACAAAAGAGAAGUUUGUAUUAGAAAUGCCAUCAGCAAAGGAACGAUGAAGACCGAAUAUUCGAAUCAUUGUGGACUUGCAGUCUCCAGCCUUUUGGAGGGGGUGGUGUGGGUGUGGGUGGGUGUGUGUCUGUGUCCAUGUGUGUGUGCGUGCGCGCGCGCUGAAGCGAUACUUUCCUUGACCAUCUUGAAACGUACUGUAUAUAGGAAUAUCCUUUGAAAGAUUCGACUGACCUCAGUCCAUCGAGCAUGCACAGGGUUGGGGAAGCUUGGCCUCAGUCCUUGGGGGCAUCUCAUGAUUCCUUCGGUCUCUCCAGCCAAACUCUGCUUCCUGGUGGCAGUCAUCCCCUUCCUCUGUCCCACCCCCCCAAUGGUUUGGUGUCAAAUAAUGUUAUUGGGGCGGGGGGCAAUUGUUACUUCCUUUGUUUCUUGUUGACUUUUGUAUUCAUGGUAGCAUUGAAAUCAAAUUCCACCUCUUACAUCUUGAGAUGUCUUUAUAUAAAAAACAAAAACAAAAACAAAAAACUAAAUUGUGUGCAGAAAUGGCCAAUAUCUUGUUGAUCUAGUCUUUUGGAAACUUUGUCACACCCUAUAAAUUGUGUACAGUUAAAAAAAUAUAUCUAUAUAUCUAUAUAUUCUUACACGAGUAAAGAAGCCCUCUCCAACAUGCAAUGGAUGUCAUUUGGUAUUUGACAAGGAAUCUCAAAAAUCCCUUGCUGCUGCUCUUUUUUGUUUGAGUUCUUUUUGUUUGGGGUUUGGGGGUUUGUUUGGGGGUUUUUUUAGCGUGCUGAAUUGAAAUUGAAAGACAAGGGAAGGAGUGGAAGAGAUUAACAAGCUAACUGAUUAGACACCACCACUGUCUGCAGCCUGAAAAGUGACUGCUUUUCUUCCACUGGCAUCUCGUGAGUUGAGAUCCAUCCUCUGUGAUUCGGGUUAAGGCGAGGAAGGACUCAUGCCGGGAGUGUGCAAGCGUGCGCCUGCGCUCGAGAAAAAGACGCCCAGACUUGUGCCUGGUGGGACCGGCGUGGGGCACCUGCUCGUGGCCCCCAUCAUUGGCGCCUCUUUCCUUGAUUUUAACUUCAAAUUGUUCAUUUCCAUUUUGCAAUCAUUAUGUUCAAUCGGAAUUUGUCUUUUACUUUAAACACCUAUGGGGAUUUAUUGUACCCGCAGCUUUGUUCACUCAACUCUCCUGAAUUAUCUGGUGUAAUUUAUGAACGUCGAAGGGCCUGUAUUUGUCCUUCUUCAGAAUUAAGUGAUGUGGACACAGCAGACCUGCUUUAAACUGGAUGGGUUUAAUUUAUAUAAAAGAUAGUUUCAUUACAA
Molecule: messenger RNA, 6575 nt
Organism: Monodelphis domestica (gray short-tailed opossum)
Lineage: Eukaryota; Metazoa; Chordata; Mammalia; Didelphimorphia; Didelphidae
Gene: NAA25
Product: N-alpha-acetyltransferase 25, NatB auxiliary subunit
Biological process (GO): N-terminal peptidyl-methionine acetylation
Cellular component (GO): NatB complex; cytoplasm
Molecular function (GO): protein binding
Source: RefSeq, a predicted model, not a curated record